This is a messenger RNA of Hypoxylon trugodes, 1828 nucleotides long. RefSeq names its product 3-oxo-5-alpha-steroid 4-dehydrogenase-domain-containing protein. Gene Ontology annotation, molecular function: oxidoreductase activity, acting on the CH-CH group of donors. Gene Ontology annotation, biological process: very long-chain fatty acid biosynthetic process. The transcript is spliced from 2 exons. The record is from RefSeq and is a predicted model, not a curated record. NCBI's taxonomy places the organism in Eukaryota, Fungi, Ascomycota, Sordariomycetes, Xylariales, Hypoxylaceae. The coding region runs from base 629 to 1591 and encodes 320 amino acids.
CGAACGAUGAGGUUGGUGUUACUUGGAGGGGCUCUAACUCAUAAAUACAUACAUCAUAAAUAGAAUAGUGCUAGUAUAAUCACGUAAUCGAGGCGCUAUCUAAGCUUCGAACGGACAAUUGGAAGCUGUGUCCACUGCCUCGGUACUACGCUUGGGGUAUUGCGUAGUAGGUACCUGGAUCGAAUGGCCCUUCCAGAAGGAUGGCCAACAUCAAUUAUUCGUCAUUUUCAGGGGUAGCUACUUUAUUUUAAAAAAGAUAUUGUUGCCCUUCUCGUAUGAUACCUAGGUAUAUGACGUUCGAAUUUCGGCAAAUACAAAGGUACAUCAAUUAACUGUAACGUUCAGCGUUGUAUUUGUAAUCUUAUCUAUGGGGGAAGAAAAAUAAAUAAAAUAAAAAAAAGUACCUACGACAUCCAAUCCAUUAGCCUUCAAAUAGUGUGUGUAGCUCAGCUCUAAUGGAGCAAUGCAGCUGGAGCCCCCCAACAAAUUUCCCACAAAUCUUCUAAACAGUUAUUUACUUUCUUUACUUUCCCUACCAUUCGUCUCUAACAAGAUAUAUUGAUUCUUGUUUCUAUCCCCCCAAUUGAGACGAACUUGGGUAUAGGCCACAGUCAAUCUGUUUGACGAGAUGGCUGGCUUGACCCUAAAAGUCACCAAUCGGUCUCGAAAGGGCCUCAAGGCGUUACCGACUACCAUUGAGUUACCCAACGAUGCCACCAUCGAAGAUGCGAAGAAGGCCGUUGCCCGCGCCGCCAAGGUAUCCGAUUACAAUCGUAUCGGUAUCUUCGACCCUGUCUCCAACAAGACUUUCAAGGACAAGAAGUCCUUAGUCCGGGACCAGCCAGAGGUUAUCAAGCGUGGAGAGCUACUCGUUAAGGACCUCGGCCCUCAAAUUAGCUGGAAACUCGUAUACGCAACCGAAUACAUCGGACCCCUCCUCUUCCACCCCCUCUUCCUCGGCCUCCGUAACUACAUCUACCCAGCCGUAUACCCCCUCCUUAAAAACCACCUCCCCUAUGCACGCGUCGACGGCGCCCUCUCCUACACGCAGCAAGUAUCCUUCGCCAUAACCAUGGCACACUUCGCCAAGCGCGAGCUCGAAGUCUUGUUCCUGCACAAAUUCUCCGUGAACACGAUGCCCUUCGCGUACAUAUUCCGUAACUCAUUCUACUACUGGGCGACCGCGGGUUUCCUCGCCGGUCUCGAGAUCUACGCUCCCUUCUCGCUUGCUGCUUGGGCUGAGGAACCCACGUUGGUGACUUAUAUCGGUCUGGCGUUAUUCGCGUUCGGCGAGUUGGCGAAUUUCGAUGUACACUAUUACCUCACGCGCCUGCGCAAGCCCGGUGAGACCGCGCGGAAGAUUCCCAAAGGCCACGGUUUCAGUAUCGUCACGUGCCCGAAUUACAUGUUUGAAAUCAUCGCUUGGGUUGGUAUCAUCAUGGUUACCCGCAGCCCGUCGAUGUUGCUCUCGAUUAUUAUCGGUUCAUACUAUAUGUACACCUGGGGCCGAGGAAAAGAGAAGGCUUACCGCGAGCAGUUCGGUGACAAAUACAAGAGGAAGCGGUACGUCAUGCUUCCGGGUCUGCUAUAGGUUAUCCAGGCUUGAGGCUUACGACGGUGCAUUUAAUGAAUGGGGGAUAAUGUUCUGCCAUACAUUAGGCAUUAUAUGAUUGCUUCUAGAUAUAAACAAAGCGAGUACACGAGAUUAGAGACAUGAAAGAAAAAAAGACUUAGAAGGAUUUAAGGCAGUAUACGAAUAAUGGUGUCCGAUACAUUCGGUCAGAAUCUAGGUACUUAGUAUACUGUCAAAUGCUAAUCAUAAACACAU